CCGGCCCACACACGUGAAGUUCUUUAAAGAAUACUUGGCAUAUUGUAGUUUUUACUAAAUCUAAGUUGCUUCUGUCACUACUGCUACUAUCUCAAUGUUACUUGCUUCUUUAAAGUUAUAGGAAUGUAGUUUUAUUGAGGAUGCUUUAAAGAGGGUGAAUUAAAAGGAAUAAGGGCAUUACCACCUGAAUUUUUAGAUUUAUAUAUCUUCAAAUGACUCAGUAAUUGUUCCCUCUAGGAAAUCUGCAAGUAUUCAUUGUGUUUUGAAUACUGAAAAGAAAUUAUCUUUGAAACCACAUUUAUUCAUUUAAUAAACAUUUAUUCAAGCCUCGCUACGCAGGAAGCACUUUGCUAGGUAGUGCGGGACGUACAAAAGUGACUGUGAUAGAAUCUCUGGGUUUUAAGGAGCUCUCAGCCCAGUGAGAGGCAGAGACAUAAAGUGAUGUAAUAAUAGAAGGUAACGGGCAUUCUUCAAAAUGCCGCACCUGGAUCGACCUAGAAGCAGGAUGUAAUUUUCCAAAGAAGCCAAUGGGAUAGAAACAGUCCCUUAUCUUCAGUUCUGAAUUUAAAAAACCAAACAAAAUGAACCUCUGAAAACUGAAUUCUUUCUUUGAUAGGUUGGUGCAAACUCAAUUGCUUACAAAACCUGGGCUGAACUGUUGCGAGGCAAUAGUUUUAUCUUCUUUCCUAGCAUGUGAAUGUUCACAACAUUUGCUGAAAAACACCAGGGAUGAUAUGUCACAUCCAGUAAAUGCAUCACCAGAUUCCCUUUCACAUCUGGCCCCGGAAUCCCUGGAAAAGGGAUGGUGGGCCUGUCUAACUGGAUAUUUUACAGCCAAGGAACACUAAGCUUCAGAGGAGUUAGACGGUGUGCUUCAGUCCCAAAGCUUGGGAGCGGCGCAAUCAUCUGUUUAGUCUGCUUUCUUCUGGAACUUUUCCACCAGCUUUAUUUGCCAUAAAAAGUGAAGAAGCUAAGUCUGCAUGCUUGGCUCAGCCCAUCCUAAUGGUAAACAUUAGGCCUGUUUUGCGUAUAAGUCACAGAAGUCUGCUUGAGGAGUGGACAAAAGGGGGCAGGGCGGGCAAGGUAUGAUUAGGAUAUGGGGUGCCCUGGUUGGAAAGUAAAAUUUGUAUUCUCACAAAAUUUGUAUGUUGCCCUGAGGACACCGCGAGAAGGCACCCUCUAUAAACAGGAAGGGAGCAAGCCCUCACCAGACGCCCAGCCUGCGGACGCCUUGAUCUUAGACUUCCCAACUCCAGAACGGCAUCGGCAAGAACGUCAUCUGCGACCGCACGGCCACGCCGCUGGACGCCUUCCGCAUGACCUCCGCCGCCCACUACUACCCCAAGCUCAUGAGCAUCAUGGGCAACGUGCUGCGCUUCCUGCCGGCCUUCGUGCGCAUGAAGCAGCUGAUCGAGGAGGGCUACGUGGGCGAGCCGCUGGUGUGCGAGGUGCAGGUGCACGGCGGCAGCCUGCUGGGCAAGAAGUACAACUGGAGCUGCGACGACCUGAUGGGCGGCGGCGGCCUGCACUCCGUGGGCACCUACAUCAUCGACCUGCUCACCUUCCUCACCGGCCAGAAGGCCGUCAAGGUCCACGGGCUGCUCAAGACCUUCGUGAAGCAGACGGACCACAUCAAGGGCAUCCGCCAGAUCACCAGUGAUGACUUCUGCACCUUCCAGAUGGUGCUGGAGGGUGGGGUGUGCUGUACGGUCACCCUCAACUUCAACGUGCCCGGCGAGUUCAAGCAGGACGUCACUGUGGUGGGCUCCGCCGGGCGCCUGCUGGCCGUGGGCACCGACCUGUAUGGGCAGCGCAACAGCGCCCCGGAGCAGGAGCUGCUGGUGCAGGACGCCACGCCGGUGAGCAACUCCCUGCUGCCCGAGAAGGCCUUCAGCGACAUCCCCUCGCCCUACCUGCGCGGCACCAUCAAGAUGAUGCAGGCGGUGCGCCAGGCCUUCCAGGACCAGGACGACAGGCGCACGUGGGACGGGCGGCCCCUCACCAUGGCCGCCACCUUUGACGACUGCCUGUAUGCCUUGUGCGUGGUGGACACCAUCAAGAGGUCCAGCCAGACGGGCGAGUGGCAGAACAUUGCCAUCAUGACCGAGGAGCCAGAGCUGAGCCCCGCCUACCUGAUCAGCGAGGCCAUGCGCCGCAGCAGGAUGUCCCUCUACUGUUAGCACAGACUGGGGACCUCGGGGACUUGAGCCUUCUGCGGGGGAUGUCCACAGAGAGGGAAAGGUGACGGUGGCCAUGGGCAAUGUGGGGAUCGGGGAGAUGGAGGGACAGUGUGAAUAAAUGGCAUCUGGGAAGGUAAACUCCAGUCCCGGGGACCACCCCAAACCAGACUGCUGGUGGGCUGAGCCUGCAGCCUGGAAGCAUUCAGGAGGGCCUGCCAUUCCCGGGUUGACCCCUGCUGGGUAUUUGCACCAGAGUGGUUUGGUUUAGCUGCCUCUGCUGCGCUUUACUGUGACAAGCAAGGAGGGGUUGCUUCCCUCCCUACCUCAUCCACCCCUCACACACCUUGACCUCCUGCAAGCCAAGUGGGCCUGCAAGGUCAAGGCACCAGUAUCAGAUGCAAACUCAGUGCCCGGGACACCCACCACUGGCAGGAGAAGGCUCAUUUUCACAGUCUACAGAAGCCUGUUAGGCUGGGGUUGGGGGGUGGUAUAGGCUGUUGGGAAAGUUCAGAUUCCAGGAAGCUGCUAUUUGUUGAAUGUAAGGUAUCUGAGGGCAAAAGUACUUAGUAGCCAAGUGGGCAGCUUUUGACUGAUUGGGCUUCCUCAUAGGAAGCACUGAGAGUGUGUCUUCGCACUUGGUUCAUUGCCCUUCACCUGGUGGAGAGAGGUCAGAAAUAGCAAGCAGAAAGCAGGACUCCCCGAAGCCACAAGGAAAGAGCUCAGAUUGCACCAAAACAGGGGGAGCAGAGAAUAAAAUUGCUUCUUUGAACUUGUCAACAAUUUAAAAACUGCAGAGUCACCUUAUAACUUUAUUUCCAGUAAAGGUGAAAUUGAGUGUCACAGGGAUUACUGAGGUGUUAAGGUAGCCCUGCCACAUGGCUCUCCAGGCAGUGCCAAGAAGCCAGCACAAGUAUGGGUUUGACCAUAAGCUCAAAUGCUGCCCCCAAAGACUGGGGACAGCUGUGUGCCUCAGUGUUGCAGUGUGAAUUCCCUAACAAGGUAAAGUGAGACUAGCCAGGGAGGUGUUCGGGGCUCCAUUACCCAUCUCGCCCACCAAGCUGGCAAGAGCUUUUAGGAGAUUCAUCCAGCUUUAUGGAAAAAGGAAGACUUCAGUUCCAAUCAGAAUCCUGUUUUCUUAAAAAAAAAAAAAAAAAUUUUUUUUCUUGGCUCCAGCACUUGCUUUCAGGAUUCCGACACCAGAGAAUUUAGGGGUAGGUACUAAACUAAACAAAACAAAAGGACAACAAGGAACAUUAUUUCUAGUGUUUCUAAGGGGCCAUACUUAGCAUUGAGAAGGCUAAUGGUGGAAAAAACAUGUUCUUCUAAUUGAUCUCCUGUGUCUCUUGUCUUUGCGCACUCUGCUUACAGAGCUUUUGUUAGAGAUGCUGACUGCAGGCUGGAAGCAGGCAGUGCCAAAAGGGAACACAUACACACACAUACACACAGACACACAGAGACAGACAGACACACACACACACACACACACACACACACACACAGAUUUGUGAAUGCUUGCUACCAUCAAAUGUUACUGAAAUCAUUCUUAAAAAUUCAGAUCUGGUCUUGAAAGAAAGAUCAAGUCAAGCACAUUCAGAGAACAGGGAAUUAUCCUUUGUUAUCUUUGCUUAAUCCUUCACCCCACAUAAAACAUUUGUCUAGGGUGAACUUGGAAGCCAUUCCUCAUAAGUCUAUGUAGCUUUUGUUCACAGGCUCACUGAAGUCCAACAGGUGUCUUUACAUGCAGCUGAGGUUUAGAGUUCUUUUCAGAUAGCUGGCAUUAGAACUAGAAGGGAAUCUAAGAGGCCUGGAGUCCACCCCCAACCUUAGUAGGCAAAAUCUGAGAAUGAACAGCGCAAUCAGUUGCAUCCUUCAUUGACCUCCAUAGGGUCAAAAUACUUUGAAGCCUGGCUACUCAUAGAUGCAAGUGUGGUGUGUCCAAACACCAGGGGAAUGUUGGGCAUUUUCUAGUACAGAGAAGUAUUGCCUUUCUGGAAAGAGUCACCCUGCUUCAUGGGACUUUGCUGCAGCACUGCAGGGUCGGUCAGCUGAAACUCCGUGCCUGGUUCAUUUGGUCCCUCACCUGUUGUUGACAGACUUCACGGUCAGCGUUCCUGCUCUUGCAGCUAUCAGUCCCAAACUGGAGAUUUACUGGAAUGGAAGUCUCCCCAUAAUAGUUUGAACAGACGGCCAUGUCAUGGACUGUUUUAGUUCUCGUUCUUCUAAAUUGCUCUCGGGGAAAGUAGUUUUUGUGGAAACAUUGGAAUUAUUAUUUUUUUUUU
This is a messenger RNA of Cebus imitator (Panamanian white-faced capuchin), 4459 nucleotides long. It is a transcript of the gene GFOD1, whose product is annotated as glucose-fructose oxidoreductase domain containing 1. The transcript has 2 exons. NCBI's taxonomy places the organism in Eukaryota, Metazoa, Chordata, Mammalia, Primates, Cebidae. Gene Ontology annotation, molecular function: nucleotide binding. The record is from RefSeq and is a predicted model, not a curated record. Bases 1317 to 2180 code for a protein of 287 amino acids.